Cuculus canorus (common cuckoo) is the source of this 2304-nucleotide messenger RNA. RefSeq names its product melanoregulin (gene MREG). Bases 211 to 846 code for a protein of 211 amino acids. The transcript has 5 exons. Gene Ontology annotation, biological process: melanocyte differentiation; melanosome transport. Gene Ontology annotation, cellular component: melanosome. Lineage: Eukaryota; Metazoa; Chordata; Aves; Cuculiformes; Cuculidae. The record is from RefSeq and is a predicted model, not a curated record.
GGGUGCAGCACAGAGCAGGACGGGGCAGGAGGGUGCACGGGGGGAGCAGGAGGGUGCAGCACGGAGCCGGCUGGCUCAGGAGGGCGCCCGCAGCGCUCAGCCCAGAGCGGGGUCUGCAGCCCCGGGGCAGCCCCGCCGGCCGGGGGAGGAGCUGGGGGCGGCCCCGGGGGCGGCGCUGGGGCCGGGCUGUGCCGGGCCGGGGCUCAGCCGAUGGCGCUGGGGCCGUGGCUGCGCUCGCUGUGCGGCUGCUGCUGCGGCGGAGAGGCGGCGGCGCCCGAGAAGGAGCCUCUGCUCAGCAACAACAACCCCUACGCCUCCUUCGGAGCCACGCUGGCGCGGGAUGAGGAGCAGAACCUGUGGAGCACCCCACACGACGUGACCCAUACGGAGGCAGACGAUGACCGGGUGCUGUACAACAUGAUUGUGGUCAGGAACCAGCUGGACAAGGACUCGGAGGAAUGGCAAAAGCUCAACUAUGAUAUUUAUACCUUACGGCAGACCCGAAAAGAAGUGAGAAACAGGUGGAAACACAUUUUGGAGGAUUUAGGUUUCCAGAAGGAAGCGGACUCCCUCUUGUCAGUGACAAAACUCAGCAUCAUCAGUGACUCUCAGAACAUGGGCAAAGCCCGGGACAUCUUAUUAAAGCUCUCCGAAGAGACAAACAUCUUCCCGACCAGCUGGGAGCUUUCUGAGCGCUACCUCUUCGUGGUGGAUCGGCUCAUAGCUCUGGAUGCUGCCGAUGAGUUCUUCAAGGUGGCCAGCAUGGUGUAUCCAAAGAGACCCAGCGGGGAAAGAGUGGACGAUAGCCAGAAGGUCCCACAGUGCAUCUCUGUUGUGGUGCCCUGAGGAACGUGCCUCGCUGGUGCGAGAUGGGCAGCGGAUUUCUUUCCUGGGACCAGGCUCCUCUGCUGACAGGUUAACACACGUAGCGCCACUCUUGUUUUCCUGCAGAGAAGCAAGAGGGCCGGCAGGAGCGGAGCAAGGAGGUCAGUGAGCUGUGCCCACCAGGACGGCAUGGAAGGGCAGAUGCUGGCCCCCAAGGUCUUCUCAAGCAGAAGGGAGCAAGAACUGCCAUAGCAUAGUCCCGGUGGGAGACCGCUAGCGAGUAGUGUAUGCGAUAGGCACCGGGGUGGAAUUUGCUACGCAAGGCGUUGCUACCGGUAGCUGCAAAAGCUGAGAUGCCUCUAGUUACAAGCACUGCGAGGAGAUGCGCAUUUUCACCUUCUGCUGGUACCUGCCGUUGCCCCUCCUCCUUCGAUCCUCCUAUGCCGGGAGGACCAACAAGGAAGGAAAAAUACCUCAGUUGUCUACAACUCCGUGGCGUUUCUCUGGGCACUGGUCCUCUUCUUCAUCCCCAGCCCACGGCAGCUCCACCGGGCAAGUCCGAGGGGAUUCAUCAAGGAGACAGGAGCUGUGUGUAGCUGGGAGAAGGGUUAAUGCCGGGCGGCAAAGCCUUGGAGCAGUGGUGCAGUUGGGUGCUGUGUCCUCUGCCAUUAGUGGUUUGGAGGUGUUUAUGUCAGGGACACGCAGCCCAACGUCUCAAAAGAAGGUAGAUUUCAGGAAGGUGACGAGGUCAGACCUGCUCAUGAUGCAGCUCCUGUGAUUGCCUCAGACUGGUUGCCCAACAUCUUAAUUCGUUUCUGAAAGUUUUAGUCUUAACUGAAGAAAAAAAGCACUAUAAAGCUGCAUGUCAAUAUAUGCCAUCCCUGCUGUUAAUGAAGACUUUUAAUGAACAUCCUUUAUAUUUUGGGGGUUUUGUCUGAUAACGAGCAAUAAUUUUAAACCACUGGAUUUGAUCAUUGAACAACAAGUGGAACUUCUUCACUGGUUAACAUGUGUGCUGCUAAUUGGCCGGUUGAAAAUACUGGUUACACAGGACCUCCCAAAAUAGCACAACAGAGCUUUUAUUUGUUUAUACCUACAGAGUUUGAAAUAUAUAUAUAUAUUUAUGAAUUGUUUCUGUUUGUGAAUCUUCCUGGGAAACAUUUUUGUCAGCUCAGGACAUCAGUGAGAACUGUAUUUAAUAAACAAAACGCAUUACAGAACCAACCUUUACUCUCUGUAACCCUGUUGGGGUAACAAUAUUUAUCUUGACUGCUGAUAGCAAAAGGGUUGGGAUAUUUGUAGAGCAUGGUCUCCAUACGCUCACAAUUGCCCGUUGACUUGCUCGAGUAGGGUCAUUUGCCAACCCAAGACCAAAGUCUUCGUAGGCGAUGGGGACUGAAUUUCAUGUCAGUGGAUUUGGAGUUAAGUGCCCAUUUCCUAUUGAUUUUUUUUUGUCAUUGUUGCAGAAGUUCGGCUGCA